Messenger RNA from Vicugna pacos (alpaca), 3813 nucleotides. It is a transcript of the gene FAM161B, whose product is annotated as FAM161 centrosomal protein B. Gene Ontology annotation, biological process: cilium organization. Gene Ontology annotation, cellular component: cilium. NCBI's taxonomy places the organism in Eukaryota, Metazoa, Chordata, Mammalia, Artiodactyla, Camelidae. The record is from RefSeq and is a predicted model, not a curated record.
CAAACUAGAAAGGGGUGGAACCUGACUCGCGUAGCCAGCGCCGCAACCGCGGCUGUCACUGCUGCAGUCUCCGCCAAUUCUGUCUCUGCCUGGCUGAGAAGAUGACCGUGGGGAGGCCUGCGGGAGCCUCCGACGGCGCUCAGUGGAGCCGUCAGAUAUUUCCCCCCAAAUCCUCCUCAGACACAGAGGCAGAAGAGGAGCUGUCUGGGGAUGGGCUGGUUUUGCCCAGGGCUGGCAAGCUCAGUGAGUUCCUCAGCUCAGAGGAGGAAACAGAUUCUACUUCUGACUCAAGUGGGAGCUUUUACGAGACCCUGCAGGCUCUAAGGCAAAAGGGCAGGUGGUGCCUUUUGGAAUCCCUUUGUCCAUCUGACCCAGGCAGUGGUGAGAGCCUGUCUGAAGAUGAUGAGGACCUGGAGAGUUUCUUCCAAGACAAAGGCAGGGGGAAGCCGCAGGUGCAGUGCCCUCCGUCUCCGAGGUGUGGCUCCAUGAGGCGCUGCAGCUCCUUGAGCAACCUGCCCUCCGACGUUCCCAAGGUUCAGGCUCAGCCACCCUUGGGCUCCAGGCCUCCCUCCCAGCACAGAAGCAUCAGUUCCUGGGCCUCAUCCAUCACCGUCCCUCAACCGUUCCGUAUGACGCUGCGUGAGGCCAGGAAGAAGGCCCAGUGGCUGGCCUCUCCUGCCUCCUUUGAGCAUGAGAGGCAGCAAGCCCAGAAGCAGGGCCAGGAGGAGGCCGAGUGCCACCGGCAGUUCCGGGCACAGCCUGUGCCUGCACACGUCUACCUGCCCCUCUACAAGGAGAUCAUGGAGCGCAGCGAGGCCCGAAGGCAGGCAGGGAUCCAGAAGAGGAAGGAGCUGCUUCUCUCUUCCUUGAGGCCCUUCAGCUUCCUGGAGAAGGAGGAGCAGCGAAAGAAAGUCGCUCAACAGAGGGACUUGGCCACCACAGCUAAGGCCAAAGUCCCCAGGCAGAAGGCCACCAGAAGGAUCCCCAAGUCCAUUCUGGAGCCAGCCCUCGGGGACAAACUCCAGGAAGCUGAGCUCUUGAGGAAAAUUCGCAUCCAAAUGAGAGCCCUGGACAUGCUCCAGACAGCCUCCUCCCCCAUCGCCUCCUCCAGGAGCCGGACUGACCCACGGCCUCGAACAGCCUCCCGAACCCAGGAGGAAAAGCUUGGCUUUCUGCAUACUGACUUUGGAUUCCAGCCUCGGGUGAAUCCUGCUGUUCCUGACUAUGAAGGCCUUUACAAGGCCUUCCAGAAAAGAGCUGCCAAGAGAAGAGACACCCGGGAGGUGACUCGCAACAAGCCCUUCUUGCUGAGAACCGCCAGCCCGCGUCGCACUCAGAGGCCCUGUGAUGCCGCUGCCUCUGAAGGGAGGAGGGAAUCUCCACAGCCACCUGCCACACCCCUGCCAAGGAGUCAUUCUCUGAGUGGCCUUGCUUCCCUCUCUGCUAACACCCUCCCUGUGCACAUCACAGAUGCCACCAGGAGGAGGGAAUCUGCAGUCAGAAUUUCACUUGAAAAAAAGGACAAAGCAAAUGAGAGUACUCACUGGUUGGAGAUGCACAAAAAGAAGUGUCAAUCAAUAUCUAAAUCCGUGACCUUGCGUGCAAAAGCCAUGGAUCCCCAUAAAAGUCUGGAGGAGGUGUUCAAAGCAAAGCUGAAAGAGAAUCGGAACAAUGACCGUAAAAGAGCAAAAGAGUAUAAGAAAGAAUUGGAGGAAAUGAGGAAGAGAAUACAAGUAAGGCCCUAUCUCUUCGAACAAGUUACCAAGGACCUUGCCAGGAAGGAAGCAGAACAGCGGUAUCGAGACACCCUGAAGCAGGCUGGGCUGGACGAAGACUUUGUGAGGAACAAGGGUCAGGGUCACCGGGCUUUACAACGGAGGGAGCAGUCAAAAGUCCAUGAUUGUCCCAGCAUUAAUGAAACUACAAAACUCGGCAUCAGGAAUCCACAGCAGGAUUUAGAAGAAUCUCUAGAACCGCCUACAAACCCCAAGAAAGAACUGGAGCAGCUGUCUUAGGAGUUACCAGAUAAUCUCCGCUUUUGAAUAAUAUCAAGUAGCUAACUUGGGGUUGAGUCAAGGCAGGCAAAACUUGGGUUUUGAGUCAUGGUUACUUUUGGAGAAUGGGGAAAAGAAAAGUAGAUAACAGAAUGGUUCAAGUAAAUCAAAGUGAAGCAGCUCAGUGAAAGAAUCAGAGCUGACUAAGGGUUUUUGCUUUGUGCCUCACACUUAAGCGUAGAGGUCCAGAAAAAAGGGCACAAGCCCAGUACCUACAGGGGCUGGUCAAGAAACAGAUGGGUCGAAACAGCUGGCUGUAAGACAGCAGGAGACAGCAGAGACUGGAGACUAUCAACCCUGCUGGAAUACAGACCCAGAAUUGCCAGAUAAACCACAUUUUCAACAGAACCAGAAAUCUGCAUGUUGGCAACUAAUUUAUAAAUUACUUAAAAAAAAAUGUGUGGGCAAAACAAAACAUUUAUAUAUCAGGUUUAGCCCAUGGGGGAUGACAAGUUUGCAGCCCCUAAUACAGGAUUUCUCAGCCUCAGCACUGUUGACAUUUUGGGCCAGAGGAGCCUUUGUUGGGUGUUGGGAGACAGAGCUAUACACUGUAGGAUGGUUUGCAGCACCCCUGGCCUCUACUCACUAGAUGCCAGUAGCACCCUCUCCCCACUUGUGACAACCAAAAAUGUCUGCAGAUAUUGCCAUAAGUCCCCUGGGUAACAAAAUGUUCUCGGUUGAGAACCACUAGUCUAGUAUAAAAUAAGGUUACUGAAAGCCAAAACUGGCAUUUUAAGAAUACAAGUAAUUAAUAUGAACUCAGUCUAUGUAGGACAGGAUGAUUAUACAUGUCAUUAACAAAUUAAGAACUAUAAUUAUUUUAUUUAAAACAAUAUUAAUUCUUUGCUGUUAAUCUGUUUAGAAUGUGCCACUGUGUCCAUGUGUGUAUUGUAUCAGCAUGAAGUUUAUUUUAAUAAAUUUGAAACCUCUAACAGCCAUGAUUUUCUACUAGUCAGUGAUCUUUAUUUUUCUUUCCACCAAUAAUUUAGAUAUUCUCUCUCAGUAACUCUAAAGGCAGGAUGAUAGCAAGAGUGCCUGCUGUAACAGAAUAACCUUUCUCAUGCUUUUUAAACUGUCUUUCUUGCAAUAUUAAAAAAUAUUAAAAAAAAUCACCAGAUGGUCCUUUCUGGUGAUGACAAGCGUGAUACUCCGAUAACUACCAUGUGGGUUUGCUAGUUGGAGAUGAAGAUGCUCAUGCCAUGUUCCCUAAGACUCCUGAGCUCAGUUUUUACCUGCAUGGACUCCUAAGGGUAAAUCAGUCCCCUACAUUAAAGGGAAAGACUGAACUAUUUUCUCAAUCUCCUAAGAAAAAUUUUGUUUAAAACAAGGAGCCAAAGAACUGACCAACUGUUUUGUUUAUUUAAAGGAAAAGCCAUUGUUCUGAAUCAUGUGAUUUUUAACUUAAAAACAAAAAACAAACAACCUCUUAACAUGCUACUGUAUGUUCCAUGUUCCAUAAACAAAGAAAGCAAAAUGGCCAAGUAGAGGUGUACAGGGCAAGAUAGUACCUCAGCCUGGGCCAAGCAGGGAUUCAAGUAAUUAAUUUUUUGCAGCCCAGUGGCGGAGAGUUUCUUACUCAGGUUGCUAAAGGGAGAAUGUCACAACAGAACUGACAUUACUCCCUUCUCCAAAGCAACAAGGCAUCUUGAAAGCUCAACUUCUUGGUGAAGUUUUAUGGUUGGUGGCAGGAUUUAGUUCACCCAUAUGAAAACUCUUCAUAGGAAAACCGCCCCUCAACAGUCAUACUGGGAAACUUCAG